Messenger RNA from Carcharodon carcharias (great white shark), 485 nucleotides. Its product is annotated as myosin-binding protein C, cardiac-type-like. The record is from RefSeq and is a predicted model, not a curated record. The transcript is spliced from 4 exons. Bases 66 to 485 code for a protein of 139 amino acids. Lineage: Eukaryota; Metazoa; Chordata; Chondrichthyes; Lamniformes; Lamnidae.
AGAAGCAGGGGCCGUCCUUUCAGUUCAAAUUCUGGAGCAGGAACCGCGGGGAAUUCGGGGCAGAGAUGCCUGAACCAACCAAGAAAGCAGCAUCUGCAUUUACCAAGAAGCCAAAAACACUUGAGGUGACUGCUCGGAGUGCAGCAGAGUUUGUGGCUGAAACAGGCAAGGCAGAUGCCAAAGUGAAAUGGCAAAGAGAUGGCAAAGACAUUCAAGCAAGUGACAAAUACGUGAUUAAAUCAGAAGGAGUGCAACACAGGCUCAUAGUCAACAAUGCAGCAAAGGAGGAUGAAGUGGUGUACGCAGUCAUUAGUGGUACUUCCAAAGUGAAAUUUGAACUGAAAGUCAAACAGGAAGAGGGAAAAGAGACUGCUGGAAGUCAUGCAAACCCACCAGCAGCAGCACCAGCAGCAGCAGCACCCAAAGCACCAGCAGCAGCACCCAAAGCACCAGUUCUGAAGCCAAUUUUCUGGCUAAAGUGUUAA